GAUCCUUAUGCCUUUCACACUUAUUAAAUCAUGCAUCCUCCAUUUUGAAUUCAGGCAGUUGUUUUUGGAGCUGAACUCCGUUAUCCAUUUGACCACCUGCCACCAGUUGAAUCAGUCCCUGCAUUUAUGAUUCCUUCUAGUCUCAUACUGUUUAGAGAUCUCGUAAGCAGUGAGAUCUUUAACUAUGAAAGCAGCUCAGAAUCCUGUUAACGCAGCGAUUUGAUGUAUAUUAACAAUAUGCCAGAAUAAUUUAGCUCACAAACUAUGUGUUGUUGUAAGGUAGUUGUGCUGAGAUUUUUCUCAUUGCUGACAAAUGCACACCCAAAACAUUUUCUGUGGUGUAAUGAACCAGGAUUUGAAACACCAGGCUUCUAUUAAUACCGCUAGACAUUUGGGGGAAGGGAGUGUCGGUCCAAAACUGGCCUUUCAACUAGUCAAGGAUGAUCCAGCCCUAAGUUUUAAAAGCGCAGUAAGACUAGUGUCGUCCCAACCUGCAGUUCUCAAAAUGUGAUAACUAGGUUGGGGAGAAACACGGAGAAAAGAAAAUUUGAAUACACAUAGAAACACCGCAAUACUAAGUUCUGUCUCCACUGCAGUUUCUCCUUUGCUCUAAAUUUAGACUGAGGUGAAGAGCUGGCAACUGAGGCAGGACUAAAGGCUUAACCUGGGUUCGUGAUUUUUACCAUGCGAAGGAAUACAGCAAAAUGUUCCAUCUAGAGUUCAGGGAAAACGAGAAAUGGAAAACGAAAAAUCAUGCAACAGCUCCAACGUCGCACUGGAGCUACAACAGGUCGAAACCCUCCCCAAGGAAAAGUCCAAGAUGGCCGAGCUAAGAACCGGUAAAGGAUGCAAGAGCCCGAUCCCCACGCGCCCUCCGCCCGCCCGGGGGAAGUAAAGCGCUAAGUCACGCCUCCUUACAUCACCGACAGACGUAAUCUCGCUCUCCAGAAAACGUGCCGCAGGGCGCAGGCCCCGCCCCACAGAAAGAAGGGCGGCCCGCCCUAGACGUGAAGCACGCUGGGACUCCUCUCGAGCUUCCCGGCAGCCUCUGCGACGGGCGUGGUGCGUAAGGAGCUGACCAGCGGUGGCCGUUCUCCGUAAGAUGGCGGACCGGCGGCGGCAGCGCGCUUCCCAGGACACUGAGGACGAAGAAUCUGGUGCUUCGGGUUCCGACAGCGGCUCUCCCGCACGGGGCGGCGGCAGCUGCAGCGGGAGCGCCGGAGGCGGCGGCAGUGGCUCGCUGCCUUCUCAGCGCGGCGGCCGCGGUGGGGGCCUUCAUCUGCGACGGGUGGAGAGCGGGGGCGCCAAGAGCGCAGAGGAGUCUGAGUGUGAGAGUGAAGAUGGCAUGGAAGGAGAUGCUGUUCUCUCCGAUUAUGAAAGUGCAGAAGAUUCAGAAGGUGAAGAAGAAUACAGUGAAGAGGAGAAUUCCAAGGUAGAGCUGAAAUCAGAAGCUAAUGAUGCUGCUGAUUCCUCUGCAAAAGAGAAGGGAGAAGAAAAGCCGGAAUCUAAAGGCACCGUGACGGGGGAGAGGCAAAGUGGGGAUGGACAGGAGAGCACAGAGCCUGUGGAGAACAAAGUGGGUAAAAAAGGCCCUAAGCAUUUGGAUGAUGAUGAAGAUCGGAAAAACCCAGCGUAUAUUCCCAGGAAAGGGCUCUUCUUUGAGCAUGAUCUUCGAGGACAGACUCAGGAAGAGGAAGUCCGACCCAAGGGACGGCAGCGAAAACUAUGGAAAGAUGAGGGUCGCUGGGAGCAUGAUAAGUUCCGUGAGGAUGAACAGGCUCCAAAAUCUCGACAGGAGCUAAUUGCACUUUAUGGCUAUGACAUUCGGUCUGCUCAUAAUCCUGAUGACAUCAAACCCCGAAGAAUCCGGAAACCUCGAUUUGGAAGUCCCCCACAAAGAGAUCCAAACUGGAUUGGUGACCGAUCAAGCAAAUCCCAUCGCCACCAGGGUCCUGGGGGCAACCUACCACCUAGGACAUUUAUUAACAGGAAUGCAGCAGAACCAGAUGCUCCAUUGCUUGGAAGUCCUGAGAAAGAAGAGGUGGCCUCAGAGACACCAGCUGCUGUACCUGACAUCACACCGCCAGCUCCUGACAGACCUAUUGAGAAGAAAUCCUAUUCCCGGGCAAGAAGGACCCGGACCAAAGUUGGGGAUGCAGUCAAAGCAGCUGAAGAGGUUCCUCCUCCAUCUGAAGGGCUCACUUCAGCAGCCACGGUCCCAGAAUCUACUCCUCCAGCUGCUAAGACUGGGAACUGGGAGGCUCCAGUGGAUUCUACCACAGGUGGACUUGAGCAAGAUGUGGCACAGCUAAAUAUAGCAGAACAAAAUUGGAGUCCAGGACAGCCUUCAUUCCUGCAGCCACGGGAACUUCGAGGUAUGCCUAACCACAUCCAUAUGGGAGCAGGACCUCCACCUCAGUUUAACCGGAUGGAAGAAAUGGGUGUGCAGAGUGGUCGAGCUAAGCGUUACUCUUCCCAGCGGCAGCGGCCUGUGCCAGAGCCCCCUGCUCCUCCUGUGCAUAUCAGUAUCAUGGAGGGACAUUACUAUGAUCCACUGCAGUUCCAGGGACCAAUCUAUACCCAUGGUGACAGCCCUGCCCCACUGCCCCCACAGGGCAUGAUUGUACAGCCAGAAAUGCACCUUCCUCACCCAGGUUUACACCCCCACCAGUCACCAGCACCUCUGCCCAAUCCGGGUCUCUACCCACCACCAGUGUCCAUGUCCCCAGGACAGCCACCGCCCCAGCAGUUGCUUGCUCCCACCUACUUUUCUGCUCCGGGUGUCAUGAAUUUUGGUAACCCUAGUUACCCUUAUGCUCCGGGAGCACUGCCUCCUCCUCCACCUCCUCAUCUGUAUCCUAAUACACAGGCUCCAUCACAGGUGUAUGGAGGAGUGACUUACUAUAACCCUGCCCAGCAGCAGGUACAGCCAAAGCCCUCUCCACCCCGGAGGACUCCCCAGCCAGUCUCCAUCAAGCCCCCUCCAUCUGAGGUUGUAAGCAGAGGUUCCAGUUAAUAAGAGUUUUCAACUAUUUUAAGUAUAACAUCAUGUGAAUAACAGGAGAGGUGGAAACUCAGGAGAGAAGAGAAAUGCAGCUGGCUGUUACUACUCAGAGGGCUUCGAGGUGUGGGGUGGCCCUGCCAGCAGACGGAGGUUGAGGCCCUCUUUCUCUGAGGAUAGGUCUGCUGGAGAGAGAAGAAACAGGUGGCUGCCUUCCACCUCCACUCCUCACUUGAGCUGACUGGACUUAGGGAGCAGAGACUGGACAACCCAGGCUUCAGAAGCCUGUUUUUUACUUUCUUCCCGGAAAUUCAAGUGUCUUCUGCUCCCGGGGAAGCUUCUUCCUGCUUGUUUGUUUGAAUGUUUAUUUUUUAAAGCCUGAUUUACCCUUCUUAAGUUAAUGUUUUUAGUUUUUUCUCCUUUUCCCUGCUCUACCCUGACUUUACGUGAAGCAAGUUCAUUUUAGUUCAUUCUAGCCUUUCUGGGUUCCUUUUUGAUUCCUUCCUUUACCCCCACUUAAUUGAGAAUGUUUCGACCAAGUGUAAAAAUAGCUGGCCUUUUCCAUGUGAUUGGUCUUUAUUGCUCUUUAACUCCUCUAACCCUGUGGAAGCUGUCUGCACGCAGUAUCCCAGUGUAAAGGAGAGCUCAGAGUGGGUGAGUAGGAGCCCUUGUUUGGGGUGGAGGUUUUAUAAAUCUGAGCCUUCAAGAGUACCUCUCUUCUAAUGGGCUUCAGGCCUCCACUGAGGCAGAGUCUGCUGUGGGGAGAAAGAACAAACUGGAUGCUUUUGUGAGAAAGGAGGGUGGAGUGAGACCCUCUGCACUGUUAAGGGAAUGCACUGCUAAGUCCUCAGGGCUGUCUUUGAGGUAAGUGGAAUUAGUGGGCCCUGCUUCUUUUCUUUGUAGCCCUCCUGCUACAUCCCCUUUCCAGUUGUGGACCAAUGCAUCUCUAGAAACAAUGCUACCCAGCAGUCUUUCUGCCUUGUCUUUGGCAGUUCUUCUCCAUGCCUUUCCUGCUACAAGUGUUUUUAGAUGUUAUUACUGUACUUUCCCCAAAUUCUGCUCCUGUACUUGCAAACUGAAGGUAACUACACCUAAGGAAGCAAGUCACCUUGUGGGCAAAGGCUGUCCCUAUUUUCCCUCUCAUGGCACCAUAUUACAUCCCUGUGCCCCUGUGGAAGUCUGUUACUGCAGCACUGUGCCUGCCAGAGUUCCUACAGCACCUGAGGGAGUAGGUGACGGCUGUCUCUCUCUAGUAAUGUCACUGUUUUUAUUCUGCCCUCCUGCAGCUGGCCUAACCACUCUUGUGUUGGGGUUGGGGGAUAACCCUCAAGGAGGAGAUAACUAAGAGGUUCUUCCAGGGGUAGCUGGUGGUUGUGCCUUUUAUAGGCUUCCCUUUGCCUUAAACCUGAAGAUGUCUCCUCAAGCCUGUGGGCAGCUGGCCCAGAUUCCCAGACUAAGACACUGUGACAGUUGUCUGUUGCUCCACUGUGUUUAGUUGCAAAGAUUUCACCUUGUGUGUUGUUUUCUGUUACUGUUUUAAAGGGUGCACAUUUGUGAUCAGCAUUGUGACUUGGAGAAAAUAAAAUUUAGACUGUAGACCUGA
Rattus norvegicus (Norway rat) is the source of this 4604-nucleotide messenger RNA. It is a transcript of the gene Casc3, whose product is annotated as CASC3 exon junction complex subunit. Gene Ontology annotation, cellular component: cytoplasm; nuclear speck; cytoplasmic stress granule. The record is from RefSeq and is a predicted model, not a curated record. Gene Ontology annotation, molecular function: mRNA binding; RNA binding. Gene Ontology annotation, biological process: mRNA processing. Lineage: Eukaryota; Metazoa; Chordata; Mammalia; Rodentia; Muridae.